This is a messenger RNA of Eutrema salsugineum, 1324 nucleotides long. RefSeq names its product AUGMIN subunit 1. Gene Ontology annotation, biological process: spindle assembly. Lineage: Eukaryota; Viridiplantae; Streptophyta; Magnoliopsida; Brassicales; Brassicaceae. The record is from RefSeq and is a predicted model, not a curated record. The transcript has 6 exons. Gene Ontology annotation, cellular component: cytosol; HAUS complex. The coding region runs from base 220 to 1116 and encodes 298 amino acids.
AUUUUUCAAAUACUUUACUGUUAACACUGCUCCGACACGAAUAACCUCUCUUUCCCAAAAUUGGAAAAUCUAGGGUUUCGGCGAACUUGAACGUGAUCGCAUUCGCAUCACCCAAAUCACCCAAAGUUUCGAGCUGUUAACUGGUUUCAAUUGCUCUCUUCCUUGUUUGAUCCGAAACAGUGUGCGAAUUUUUCCCACAUUUGGAAGAGAAGAGAGACGAUGAGCGACGUCAAUGGUGAUCCCGCGGCAGUGAGCGAAGCCAAGGGAGGUUCUGACGCCGCACGGAUCGCGGAAGUGAAGGCGUGGCUCAUAUCCCAGUUUGAAGCCGCCGGCAGAGAAGUCCCCAAUUUCGACUACACUCAUCGAAGCAUCGCCCAUUUGUAUAAUCUCGCCACCGCUUCUCAAGCCAAGUCCCAGGCUGCAAGCAUUGUCGCCAACGAUUUUCGUCAAAAGGCUUCGGAAUAUCGUGCUCAAGCGGCUAGGAUUAGAGAGAUAUUGGAGAGUGCGGGAAUGGCUCAAGAGAGCUUACCUUCGAAUGUGGUCUCUUCAGCUCAAGUUCUUGCAAAUGUUGCAAAUUUGUUGAACAUCAGGGACACUGAACUGAGCAGUUUCCUUGUUGCAAUGGGAGACAUUUCUUUGAGGAAAACUGGAGUGGAGGAGAAAAGGGCGAAAGCACAGAAAGAGUCCAAUGUUCUUCUUGAUUAUACAAGGAAAGCGAUACAGAGGCUGACGUAUUUGAAGAAAAUCCUUGCGCAGCUAGAAGACGAUGUAGUCCCUUGUGAAUCACAAAUGGAGAAUUGGAAAACAAAUUUGGAAGUAAUGGCAGCAAAGGAGGAACAGUACAUACAGCAGUACAAGAAGUAUGAGAUGUUGCUCAACCGUGUUGGCUACACUUCUAAGAUCAGCCACAGAGAGCUGGUGGAAAUGGCAGAACACAGGAAGGAAUUGGAGAAGAUGACAAAACCUGUCCUUGAUACUCUAAGAAGCUACCAGGACUUGCCUCCGGACAAAGCUCUGGCUGCACUAGCAAUCGAAGACAAGAAAAGGCAGUUUGCAGCCGCAGAAAAGUAUUUAGAAGAAGUAUUACAAUCUGCCCUUGAGACAAGCGACGAGUGAUCGAUAUACAAUCUCCACCUGAUUUUGGCGACUAAGUGAGAGCAAGUGGUCUACAAUUUAUUUUUAUUUUUUUCGUUCAAUGGUCCAUAAUGUAUUAAUAUUCACUUUUAGCUCAAAUAAUAGUUUGUCUAUCAUAUGAACAUAUUAUUCUGAUUAUUAGUAUUAAAUACUGCCAGAAUUUGUGGCGUAGUUUGAACUUGCUGCCAAG